Messenger RNA from Electrophorus electricus (electric eel), 4459 nucleotides. It is a transcript of the gene c2cd2l, whose product is annotated as c2cd2 like. NCBI's taxonomy places the organism in Eukaryota, Metazoa, Chordata, Actinopteri, Gymnotiformes, Gymnotidae. Gene Ontology annotation, biological process: positive regulation of insulin secretion involved in cellular response to glucose stimulus. Gene Ontology annotation, cellular component: cytoplasmic side of apical plasma membrane. Gene Ontology annotation, molecular function: phosphatidylinositol transfer activity; phosphatidylinositol binding. The record is from RefSeq and is a predicted model, not a curated record.
GAGGGGGACACGUCCACUGCUACGGCAGACCUUAUGUAGCUCGGAUGUGGACAUAAACAAAUGUUUCUGAGUGAACAGAAGACGGCAACGUGGAUGAAAAGCUCUGGUCCAACGCUUGCUUGCAUAGAGGAGAUGCAUGUAAGGAAAAAAACUACCAUGAACCAGAAAACACGCAACUAACCAUUGGGACUACGAGCGAAAAUAGCUGUGGUUAGCCCUGGGGGCUAGUUGUCAGUAACCUUAGUUACUAGCUGGAUAGGUUCCGUUAGUGGCGUACUGGUGUGUUGCUGUUGGAUAUUCUGAAGACCACUGUCUUUACUUGUCAUAUCCUUCGGUAAAGAGAGUCUCACUUCCAUGAAUUAGAAUUUCCAGGUGGUCGUAAAAAUGUGGCCGGAGUGAUCCAGGGGUGGGGGGAGAGGGGGAGACGAUGGAUUUCCAGUACGCCAGCUGGUUGCUUCUGGUGGCUCUCUUCUGUGUCUCGCUGGUGGUCGUGCUAGCCUGGCUCGUCCAGUUCUCACUGGCGUUGCUGAGGCCCCGGAGAGGUGCCGUGGUCCAGGGCAGCACAGAGGCCACAUGGCAGCUGCCGCUCAGCCUCACCCACCAGACGCUGACAGGUGGAGUAUGGGGAUCUCUGCUGAGGCUCCGGCUGGGCCGUGACUGCGCGGGAAGUGGCACGCAGGCCGGGGUCAAAGGGCUGCUCUCCUCACUUUUCGCGUUCAAGUCCUUCAGGGAGCACUGGCAGAGAGCGUGGGUGAGAGCACUCAACGAGCAAGGCUGUAGACAAGGGAGCUCAAUUCAAAUCGCUUUCGACGAUAGACUCCAGCUGCCUACCUCUGCGGCCAUCAACCAUGUGACCUGCACAGACCAAUCAGCACACAGCAUGGUUCUGCAGUGCAACUGUUCGGUUGACACGGUAACAUUCCCCGUGACUGUCACUCAGCAGUCACCAGCAGCGGUCUCCAUGGAUACAUACCAGGUUACCAUGGAGCCCAUGCAGGCUCAGUUGCAGGUCUGUCUGGAAGAGGUGGAGGAGGAAGGUCUGCUUGUGUCCUGGACCUUUUCCCAGCAGCCCCUGCUCUCCAUGACCAUGACCCCACGGCAGAGAGUGCACAGAGAGAACUCUGAGUCAGAGGUGGACGUGGACAUGAUUGCGAAGCUAGUGGAGGACGCCUUGUAUGCCACACAGCCUGCCAUGAUCCUCAACCUGAGAGCUUGUGUCUCCAGCCCUGCUUUUCCCAGAGAAAAACCUGAGCUGAGGCAGAACUCUCCCCAGCAGGUCAGUGCUGUCAGACGUCUCCUGGUGCGCCAACUCAAAGCGUCCGGCGUUAGCAAAGCUUGCCAGGGCCAUGCUGGGGAGCUGUGCUGCGUACUGAGCCUGGACAUGCCGGCUCUGGAGAAGAGGACGCGCUUCCUGGCUACCUCGCCGAGUACCGUCACCACACUGGACUGGGCGGAGGACCUCACACUGGAUUUGCAACCAGAAACCAAAGAACUCAAAAUUAGACUUGUGGAACGCAAUAGCAAAGGAGAACAAUUCUUGCCGGGCCACGCCUGCUUAUCUCUGGACCUUGCUGGGAGGAGUCCAAGUGGACAGCACAGGCUGUCCGUCACGCCUGGCCAUGGUCUGCCGCCAAUAGCUACCAUCACCUUGGAGCUCCAGUGUGUGGAGUUGAACGACGCCCGCUCCGCCGCGCCGCUCCACCCCGCACUCACGCCCUCCAAGAAGGUGGAUGUGGACCGCACCGUCAUGCCCGAUGGCACCAUCGUCACCACCGUCACCACCAUCCAGUCACGGCCAAAACUGGACCAUAAGAUGGGAGACUCCCCCUCCAGGUCUCCAUCGAAGGUGGAAGUGAUGGAGAAAAGGCCAACAGUGCUGACGGAGAACUUUCAGAGACGAAGCAGCAUCAGCCCCACCCCUACCCCCAGCACGGAAAGCUCCAUCUCAAAUGGGCUGGACCCUGUAGCAGAGACAGCCAUCCGGCAGCUGACUGAAUCAGCCAGUAAGCCGGUAAAGAAGACACCCACCAAACGCAGCACCCUCAUCAUCUCUGGAGUGUCCAAGGUCCCCAUCACUGAAGACGACUCGCCGCUCUCAGUGGGCUACGCAGCAGCGAUGGACGCCGCCCUGCAGGGGGAGCACUGCGCGGCAGGGGCGCUGAACCAUCACACGGCCACUCCCCACCAGGAUGCGGACGAGACCACACCAUCGGAUGCGUCCGAACGGCCCAGCGUGGAUGACGUGGAGUCGGAGACGGGCUCCACGGGAGCGCUGGAGACCCGCAGCCUCAAAGACCAUAAAGUGGGCUUCCUGCGCAGCGGUACGAAGCUGCUGUUCCGUCGAAGGCACAAGCAGAAGGAGCCCAGCUUCAGCCAGUCCCAUGAGGACGUGUGUAACCUGGGGAAUGACUCGUCCAUGGCCUCUUGCUCCCCCAGCAGCCGCAAGAAGGGUGGCAGCUUCUCGCGCCGCCUGAUCAAGCGCUUCUCCUUCCGCUCCUCUAGGAGCAAGGGCAAGAGCAGCACGGCCAACGGCGGGACUGCCACUGACGACUGAGGCCACGGCGGAUGGAGGGAGGUAGCGAGAGCGGUGAGGAGAGGGAGAGUGGAGAGGGGGAGGGGAAGAGGGGGAGAGAGAGCACAGGAGACGUGGUGCGGGCGCCAGUUGAAUGAACAAGGGGUCAGCGGGAGCGUUUGAGACGGUUCCCGGAGGGCGAGGGUUGUUCGGUCUUCGCUCUGUAAAUGCCCGUAGGAGGCUCUGGCUUUGUGAGAGGGGCCGGCAGGCAGAGGCCGGACCCUCCGUAUAUAACCCGCGCUACCACCGCUGCCCUGCCAGAGUGCUGCGACUGGCGGGCGUCCAAGGAGGAUCGUCCUGAAAGACCUACUGAUUGUCUGAACUGUGUAAUUAAAAAAAAAAAAAAAGACAAAAAACUUCUUCUAAAUGGCUGCUCAUGGGAAUGUUUAGGGAGAACAACAGUGGGUUGGAAAAUAGAGGAGAAAGAAACACUGAACGAAUAGCUCAGCAAAAGAGGGCAACGUGAGCCAAUACUUCUCAAAAAUGUCUGCAUCAUGUUGCUGUGUUUUGGGUUUUUAAAAGUUUUUUUUUUUAACAAUUAUUUAUUUAAUUUUCACCCGUUGCACUUUGGAACCUUAUCUGAUUGUUUACGCCGUUGGGAGCUUUUCUUCACCUGUUUUAUUAUUUUCUGUAUUGUUUACUGUCACUGGCACAAAAUUAUUACUGGGUACCAAACUUGGAGACUUUAUUAGGUGAAUUAUUGUGAGGCUUAUGUUGUGUGCUUUGUUGUUUUGCUGUAGUUAAUAGCAGUUUAGAUCAACACAUUAAGCCCUUAUUUUCAAAUAGUGGUACUACUUUGUGUGGCACAUUCUUCUUUUUUUAAUAUUCAUUUGUUAGAAAAAUACAGAUACACAGGCAUAAUGUGCAUAUCCUACAGUUAAGUUUUGAGUGAAUUUAGGUUGUAAGUUAUGAACUACAUGAAUGGAAAUUAGCAAGGUAAAUUUAACUAUGUUUAUUCUUAAACUUGUGUAAUAAUCAUGGGUCUUUAAAUAAUAUCUAGUUAAGUUUAAAUGUAUUUCAGUUUUCAUGUAUAUGAAAACAACACCUCAGGGGACAUCUUAAUGGUUUCUACCAAUAAUGUUAAAUCCUUUCAAGACAGCUCUUCACACAAAGAAAGAACCUAUCCCAGUCAAUAAGUUAGAAAAUAAUAUUUCCCUUGAAUGAAUUGUGAUCUUGUUUACUUUGCUGCAAUAAACCCAGAUUAUCCUGCAUGUCUACCUUACCCGAUUUAAUCUAAAGGUGUAAAUAUUGAUAAUAGUUCUGGGGGAAGACACUGAUUCUUCCAUUAAUAUUCAAAACUGCACAAAAGCUCAAAUGGCAGCCAUUCAAAGCAUCAGAUCACUUGAUUCUUCUUUAAUUCAGUCACUGAUGACCCAGCUAAAGAGACUUUUACCAUUUAAAAGGAAACUCUGGGGGCAUUUGAAGCUCACCUCAGACUUGUUAAGUGCUGUGAUCUCUGCUGAAACCUGGUUGUGUGAGAACCCUUCCCAAGAUCAGUGAAGUUGUCACUGUCUGCUCAACCCUUCCUCCACUCUUCCUAACAAUGGCUUGCUACCACACAUUCCAUUGUAUCAACUUCUCCACAGAAGUUGUCUUAAAUAAAAGAACAUUUAUGUCAAAGUGGCUUGGUAGAAUUCACAAUGUAAUAAUAGUUUUUGGUUGUAUUUGGAAUCAAUCUCUUGCUCCAUAUAUCCAGUACUCUUUUGAGAGCCUAACUCAAAACUCCAACCAACAUUAUAUUGAUAUCAGACCCUGAAUGUUAUUCUCACUGAUAAAAAACAGUAAGUCACCUAAGGAGAAGGAAUGCCUCUCAGAUAUUUGGAGCUUUAUAUUAUGUGGUUACUUCGAUGUUUAAUUUAUUCUGAAUAAAUUAUUUUUGAAAAUGCA